UGUCAUUUUAUUCAAAUCAAAUCCAAAAUCCGCGAACAUUGUGUUCAUGUUAUAGUGCAUAACUACUAAAAUAGGAUUAAAUUAUAAUAAAUUAUGAAUAUUCAAAAGAGCGAGUCCAAAGAAAAUAGACCCCCAAUUGGUGGACGAUCUCUACUGCCUUCUACGAGUACACCGAUGAUUCAAGCAACAACAGAUGGUUUCAAAGUACCAACACUGCCUGUAAGUCGACCCCUUGCACACAACAACAAAGCAAGUUCAGCAGUAGAGCCAGUAAAACCUGAAGCAAAGAAAGAGGAAAAAAAGAAACAAUGGUCUAUUUCGGAUUUCGACUUAGGACGACCUCUCGGAAAAGGUAAAUUUGGAAAUGUUUAUUUAGCGAGAGAGAAAGAAUCGCACUAUGUUGUUGCCCUUAAAGUAUUAUUCAAAAGUCAAAUUCACGAUUCGGAAAUAGAGCAUCAAGUGCGUCGCGAAGUCGAGAUACAAUGUCGCCUUCGACAUCCCAACAUACUACGAAUGUACGGUUACUUUCAUGACGAAAAACGCAUAUACUUUAUCCUGGAAUACGCGAAACAUGGAGCUUUGUACAAAUUGUUGAAGGAACGCGGGCGUUUCGAUGACAGAAUUGCAGCUAUUUACGUAAGAGAUUUGACCAAAGCCCUAAUUUAUUGCCAUACGAAAAAAGUUAUACAUAGAGACUUAAAACCUGAGAAUUUAUUAAUAGGCCACAAUUGGGAGUUGAAGAUAGCUGAUUUUGGUUGGUCAGUACAUUCACCAUCUUCCAGACGCAUGACAUUAUGUGGUACUUUGGAUUAUUUAUCUCCUGAGAUGAUAGAUGGGAAACCACACAGCUAUGCCGUGGAUAUUUGGAGUUUAGGAGUAUUAUGCUAUGAGUUGUUAGUUGGUUUACCUCCAUUUGACGCAAAGGAUUCUCAUCAAACCUAUAAAAAGAUACGCUAUGUUAUAAUCAAAUACCCAGAAUUUAUCUCAGAGAAAGCCAAAGACUUGAUGGGGAAAUUAUUAGUGAUUAAUCCUGAACAAAGGUUACCGUUGGCCAGUGUACUUCAGCAUCCAUGGAUCUUAGAAAAUGCCCCUGAAGGUGCAAAGGCACCGGCUUUUCAUCCAGAACAAAAGCAAUUGUAGUAUUAAUUUGAUAAAGUAUUCUCAUCAUCACUCUUUGGAUAAUGUUCAUAUGACAGAUGUGUGGACAAAUUUAUUUAAAAUACUUACUGCAUUAUUUAAAUGUUGUGAAAUGUUUAAUGAGAUUUGAUGUUUAUGUAUUUUUUUAUGUUAGUCUAAUUUUGAAUUAUGUUUAGUAUGAUAAAAAGAAAUACUAGAGCAUACUCAGUUAAAUAGUAUAUUUUGUAAUGACAUUAGUUAAUACAUUCCUCUAAGUUCUAUGGUGCCACUUAUGUUUGGAAAAAGACUUAAAAAUGACUGACAAAAUAUUUAUUUCUAAACAAUCAUGUAAAAUAAUUUUAAUAAUAAAUUAGAUUUACAAA
Messenger RNA from Colias croceus (clouded yellow), 1499 nucleotides. Its product is annotated as aurora kinase A-B. Bases 94 to 1140 code for a protein of 348 amino acids. The record is from RefSeq and is a predicted model, not a curated record. The transcript has a single exon. Gene Ontology annotation, molecular function: ATP binding; protein kinase activity. Lineage: Eukaryota; Metazoa; Arthropoda; Insecta; Lepidoptera; Pieridae. Gene Ontology annotation, biological process: regulation of cytokinesis; mitotic spindle organization; protein phosphorylation. Gene Ontology annotation, cellular component: spindle pole centrosome; spindle microtubule; spindle midzone.